Messenger RNA from Caenorhabditis elegans, 1970 nucleotides. It is a transcript of the gene mau-2, whose product is annotated as Maternal uncoordinated protein 2. Lineage: Eukaryota; Metazoa; Nematoda; Chromadorea; Rhabditida; Rhabditidae. Gene Ontology annotation, cellular component: cytoplasm; nucleoplasm. The record is from RefSeq and is marked reviewed. Gene Ontology annotation, biological process: mitotic sister chromatid cohesion.
AAGGAAAUGAACCAAGAUGCAGUUGCGAAAGCCUUGUUGGGAAUGGCGGAGGCACUGCGAACGCAAGAUCCUCCGAAGUUAAAAAUGGCAAUUAAAUGUGCAAGGAGUACGCUAAGCAUGGAAAUUUCGGAUGAAAUGAAAGCGAUUUGCAAUCUUCAGCUAGGAAAAUUAUUAUUUUUCUACACUGAUAAUUUCGAGUUGGCUAAAAAUCAUCUUCAAUGCGCUUACGAUAAAAUGUCGGCGAUGGGCACAUUUUACACGAGAGACAAGAUGAACGCCAUUUCAAUGCUUGCCGAUCUUCAUAUUCAUUACCAACAAUGGCCAUUAACCUCUAUCAAGGCAACGAUUCGUCACGAAAUUACGACGACACGUGGAUUUCCAGCUUUAUCCAACAAAUUGAUGUUUCAAUUAAUUGAAUUAAUGAAAAUCGAUAAAGACGUCGAAGGAGCCAUCGAAAUGUGUCAACUUGCAAUCAAUAGUUCCCAUGCUGAUCCAAAAAUGGAAUUAUAUUUCCGUAUUGCGAAGACUCUUGUAACUUAUCAAUUAAUGCACGAAGAACCUGACAUUUCCGAUGUAACGAGGAUUGGUUCAAUGAUUAAAGUAAUGGAGAACAGUACAACAUCUGAUAAAGCACAUUUGGAAUGUAUCAAGGAUUUCUAUGUAUGUACUAAACUCGCGUACAUGUUCUACGAAGGAAAAUCUCGAACUUCCCGGCAACUUUUACGACAAAUUCAAAAAUCACAAACAAGUGGAGAGACUAAGAUCCAUGGCAUCAGAUGGCUCGGCGAACCUUCGAUAACUUUACUGGCAUGUGUAAUGAAUCAAAUCUGUGCUCUCGUUCAAUCAAAUACGGAUCGUGUUGAGAAAUAUUAUCAUCUCGUAAUCAAACACGCCGAUGAGAUUAUAUUCAAAUCAACUCGAUCACCACAAGAACCUGGAGUUGUUCGAUGCAUUAAUAUGAUUAAAAUGACAACAUUGGAAAUGAUGGCAUGCUGUAAUGUAUUAGCAUGUAGACCACAAAAAACAUUGCAUAAUGUUCGAGAUAUGUUGGAAUGGUCAAAUCGAACAAGUGGACCACUGCUUACGCGAUAUUUUACACCACAUAUUCAUUAUAUUUUGGGUCUCCAAUGCUGCUACUUCCGACAACAUGAAAAUGCUGAAAACCACUUCCGUGCGGCAAUGAAGAAACUCCACAAAGAAGAUAUUACCGCUCAUAAUACAAUGGCUCUUCUCAAUUUGAAUCUGGCAAUAACUUAUCUCAAUCAACUGAAAAUGGCCGAUUAUUACGAAGUUUCAGAAAACUUAACUGCUCCGAAAAUUUCGUCUUGCUCCCAAAUGCUCAAGAAUAAUGUGAAGCUUCUAUCAGCAUUCUUCGCUUAUAUUACAAAUAAAUUGAAUGAAUGUAAACUUCUGAGUCACGAGGUUCUUGAUGAUUCAAAAGCAGAAGAUUUCUUUCGUUUACAUGGUCUUGGUCUUCUUCUUUUAUCACUUGUUACUGAUGUUGAUGAAAAAGGAGUUCGACCAACUGUUGAUUGGAGCAAGAAAUCACAUGAUCAUGUUGUUAUAUUAUUCAGUCAUUCACUCUACGAAAAAAUCUUAUUAGCAGCCGGAUAUGACCCUAAAUCGGAACUAAUGAAAAUGGUGGUCAGUGAACAAUUGGCUUCAAGACGGAUGUUAAGUGUUGAAAAUUUGACUCCUUUGGUAGCGAACAUGCCAGCUUCUAAAUUGCUUCAGUGGUUCGACGGAGAUCCAUUCAAGCUGCUUCCUCGCGACGAAACUGUUCUAUAAAGUUUUUGUACAAUUCCCCCCAAUCAUGAAAGUCUGUCACAUUUUGAUAGGUUUUUAUCCUAAUUUUUUCGCGUUUUUCUUUCCUAUUAUCAGUUUCGUCCCCCUUAAUCUCAAUAUGAUUCUUUAAUGAUCUCUAAUUUAUGGCCUUAUUUUUCAACUGAUGUUCGGUAAAGUUUGUUUUU